Molecule: messenger RNA, 2394 nt
Organism: Postia placenta MAD-698-R-SB12
Lineage: Eukaryota; Fungi; Basidiomycota; Agaricomycetes; Polyporales; Adustoporiaceae
Exons: 7
Coding region: 1-2394 (797 amino acids)
Source: RefSeq, a predicted model, not a curated record
AUGGGCGUUGCGGCUGACAUCGCAGCCGGUGGAGACGUCGGGGGCUCGGGGUCCGGCAGCGCUGCCGCAGAGGGUGCCUCUAAUGCCGACCUGAACAAAGGAGCUCGCAACAUAGUUGGGGAUCUGCCAACUCGUCACAGGACUGCUGCCAUAGGAGACGAUUUGGAAAGUAUACCAGAACAGUCAUUCGAAGACCCAUGGAGUCUCUGUGCGGAGCAAGUCUGGAAAGUUGAGAAUGCUCUAGUGGAGAAGUGGAAGGAAGACAUUGGAAGCUUACUCGUCUUCGACGGUCUCUUCAUGACUAUCCUCACUGGCUUCAUUGUCGCAUUCUAUCCGUCGCUGCAUCCUGAUCCAAGUACGGAAGUGCUCCUGGUUAUCGCCGCUCAACUGAGCACGAUGACGGGUCAAUCCAAGCUGACUCAGCAGCAGCAGGCUUCCCUGAACGACGCGGCGGCUACCUCCAGGCCGACACCGUGGAUCUUAUCUACGAGCACUCUGUGGUUUUCCGCAAUGAUCUGCGGCAUGUGCGUGGCUUCAAUUGCCAUUGCCGUCGGCCAAUGGCUACACCAACAUCUCGAUCGUCCGUCCAUCAUGUCGCGGCGGAGUGUCCUUAUAUGGGAGUCCCGUCGACGUGGGCUGCAGAAAUGGGAGGUGCAAUUCAUCAUCGACAUGCUGCCGCUGCUUUUACAGAUCUCCAUGGCUUUGUUCCUGGUCGGCUUGCUGCAGCUCCUCUGGUCCUUGAGUUACAUCGUCGCCAUAGUCGCGACCGUAUUGGUCGUGGUGCUUCUGGCACCUUCUGUCUGCUCUGUGUUCGUCCCAGCAUUCGUGCCGGAGUGCCCUUACAAGUCGCGGACGGCGUGGUGGUUCUUUCGUCUCGUGUGCUGGCUCACUACUUCCCUCAAGUGGUUCCGCUCCAUCCAACUCCGGAAGAUGUGGAUCAGAAUCCGCACAGCAUGGGCGUGGACUGCUGCAAAAUUCCGUUCGCUUUCCUCACGAAGGUAUCGGGGGUCCUCGAUGUCAGCUACUGGACUGAGACAUCUUUGCUCGAGAAUCGCAGAUGAAAUCCAAAAUCUGCGUCGUGCGUGCAUGACACGUCUCUCCGCAUGGUGUGAAUGGUACUCGAAAGCUGCAAAGGCUGCCAACUGGAGGGAACUGGAAGAUUACUCUACCCGCCUGCCAACGAGGCGGUAUGACAAUGGGUUGCGCUCCAAUCUUAUCGUGCUCGCAGAAGCCGACCAAAUUGUCAUGGACGACUCGUUCCUGGCAUCCGUCAUCCACCCAUGCUUCCAGCAGAGCGACGUCGACGAUUCAGUCCAUGUAUUGUGUCGCAUUCUGGAGCGCCGGGCCCACGCAUCGGUCGUGGGUCCUGACGCGAAAUGGCCAACACUCAAGUGGUUCUCGAGCGAGCAGGACUCCGCUGCGACUGUUGCGAUGGGCAAUCUAUGCGUUGACGUCCUCGCGAAGUACGAUUUUCUUCCUUUGUACAGCGACGAUGUGGCGCGCGUUGUAGAUCAUCUCCUGUACCUGAUGCGCGCAAUGCCUCCGACAAAUUCUGCGAGAGCAGUCUGUCAGUUCGCAGCAUAUAUCAUGAAUAGGGACAAAUCACCGUGGUUCAAGUGGAUGGACGAGGAAACGCGUUCGGCACGCAUAUGUGACCUUGCUCUCGGUGCCAGCGCAUGUUUUGUGGAGCAUGUCCUGCCAGAUUGGCUUGAGGUAGUCGAUAUUGAGACGGCGCUGGGUGUUCUGAAGGCCCUCCCGCAUUGUUGCAGCUACAAGGAGGAUAGUACUCGGAUAGUACUCGGUAAUAUAUACGUAGACAUCUUUCGCCGGCUCCCCGUUCAUCACGCUGAUCAGAACCAAGUCUGGUGGGCCAUACGUAGAUGCGCCGAGUCGAUGGGGCCGGAAUCAACAACCGGGCACGGCUGGCUCAUCGACGUGCUGAUGCAUCCCGGUAUCUCGGUGAAUGUCCGUGUGGAAUGCAUCAGGACUAUGUGGUCUUAUUGGCAUGUGUGUUCUGCUGAAGCCCUCGGUAUAUCCCUAUCGUGCUCAUAUUACACAGACGUAAAGCGAUUUCUUGAAUACGUGCCAGUUGCCAGGCGAGAGCUUGGCACGGUGUACUUCCUACAAGUACUAGCUUCUGCACUCGAGCUCCUCGCUCAUGUCCCUCAGUCUGACCUGCCCCAGUCCAAGAGCUCGAUAGAAGAAAUGGCUGGGACGAGUUCGUGUUUGUUCUUAGAGCGUGCAACAAUCUCGCAACGUUGGACGCCAGCCUAUUCACUCAAGAUGUCAUUGACUCGUUGGAUCGAUGCUAUGGACACUAUUCGCCAGGCAGAGAAGGGCACGCACGUCAUACAAGGUGGCUGGAGAACAUCCGUGCAUGUUCUUCACAUCUGA